This is a messenger RNA of Umbelopsis ramanniana AG, 1410 nucleotides long. RefSeq lists its product as uncharacterized. The record is from RefSeq and is a predicted model, not a curated record. Lineage: Eukaryota; Fungi; Mucoromycota; Umbelopsidomycetes; Umbelopsidales; Umbelopsidaceae. The coding region runs from base 1 to 1410 and encodes 469 amino acids. The transcript has a single exon.
AUGGCUAACGCUACCGUUAGUUUUGUUUCAACAUUAACAAAUGGUAUUCAGGACGUCAGCGCCUUUGCCGCCGUCUUCGCCACAGACCUGGUAGAAAAACAGAUGGGUCGUAGCGACAGUUCCGGAUUCCUUUAUGCGUCUGCUUGCGGGAUGUCAAUGUUUGGUAGUCUAGGAACGGCAAAAUGGGGACUCAUGAGUCUUCUACCCAAUAAAUGGAUGAAGACGGCUAUGUUGGCAGAUGAUACCAAUUUCCUCUGGAAAUACAGCGUUGCUCAUUAUCUAUUCUCGAAAGGCGAUAGACAAUAUGGAAAUGCAUACAUCGACGCAAUCUUUGGAUUGUCAUACAUGAGGCAUUAUCAAGGAUUCCGGACAGUCAAGGUUGAACUGAAACUCGAUGACGAAGGAACAUGGUAUUUCUUCUACGCUGUUGUGUCGUGUCUUAUGUUUUCCGCCAUGGGCAUGCUGCCUUUCGUCCAUAUCAUAAGAAAUGACCAGACAUACUUGUGGGGUCCAGUAUUGAGAUGCACUGGAACACUCUUGCUAAGUUUGCAAGCUAUCACGAUUCCAUAUUAUCUCGCGUGGCUGGCAAAGCCACGAAACGUUUACGACUUUGAAAGCACUGGCUGGAGAUUGCCCGAUCCUACCAUGACACAGCGCCUCUUAUCAAUUUUCUGGCUCAUUUUGAUCUUCAUAGGCUCGGCUAUGGUUUUAGUCGGCUACAUCGGAUCCUUUACAGCGGUCCAAAAUGCAAGCGAUGGCAAUUCAGGUAUCAUAUGGUUCUGCGUGGAGCUUCUGAUGAUGAUGCUUAGACUACUGAUAUGGACACAAAGUGUGCACUGGGAUGACCAGCCAGGGCUAAUAGCGUACGUCACGGCAGAUCAACCUAGAACGAAAACAGACUAUAUUUCUGAUAAUAAGCGACUCUCCUUCGACGAAGCAGCGGUGUAUGUGGCAGCAAUGGGAGUGGUGCUCAAGUGGCCAAAGGAUAAAUAUGAAUACAACUUUGAGUUUCAAAGCGAUAAAGUAACACUGUACGUCUUCAAUAAUGAUGAUUACGAAGAAGAGACUUUUACAAUAACUGAUGCGACGAACGAAAAUAUCAGUGGUGAAGCUAAUUCUGGUAUAGUUGUCCGUUCUGAAAGACUUGGUCAUGAGUGCCUCCUUCCCGACCGUAGAGGACCUACAUCUUCAACAGAUUUCUCAUUAUUCUGUGAUGAUCUUGAAAUCAUAUAUACAUAUGAUUUCAAGUUACUUGAGUGUUUGCUCCAAUUCAGACAAGCAGUCAAUGGAAUAUUGCCAAGCCCGAGGUCUUCAUACCUCAUCAUUUCCCGGAACAAAGACGAUGACGAUGAUGCUCCCGAUAUCAAAAUGUUAUAUGAAAAAAUGCCACCGCCUAUCCCAUAUACCUAG